Messenger RNA from Xyrauchen texanus (razorback sucker), 4228 nucleotides. It is a transcript of the gene ptgfrnb, whose product is annotated as prostaglandin F2 receptor inhibitor b. The record is from RefSeq and is a predicted model, not a curated record. Lineage: Eukaryota; Metazoa; Chordata; Actinopteri; Cypriniformes; Catostomidae.
GACGGACUGCGCGCGCCUGCACGACAUGGGAAAGACUCGUAUCCUGAUCCUGCUGUGGGUCGCUGUCGGUUUAUGCCACUGCAGGGUGGUGACGGUUCCUAAGGGCCCCUUGCUCUGGGUCGAGGGCCAGCCGCUGUCUCUUCGCUGCGAUGUAUCAGACUACGAGGGCCCUAAAGAGCAGGACUUUGAAUGGACAGUAACACGAGAGACCGAAGCUGCUAAUGUGAUUUCGACAUUUGAUCCCACGUUCUCAGACCGCUCUCUUGAGGACCGCAUACGCCGUGGGGACAUUAGUAUAAUGCGACUGGGGGACAGUGCAGUGGAACUAAGAAUCAAACAGGCUCGGGUUACUGAUAGCGCCACCUACAGCUGCAGUACUCCAAGCACAGACUCUGUUAUUAAUGGAAACUAUAAAGCGACUGUCCAACUGCAAGUUGUUCCUAAUAGUCUAAUUGUAGCACCUGAGGCCCCAAUCCCUGUUGUUCCUGAGGGUGGAUCCAUUAGGCUCCUUUGCAACGUCUCUCGUAACUUCAUGGAGGGAAUUUACCUGUCUGUUACCUGGUCGGUCAAGAAGGAACCAUUUCUAUUGAAGGAAUUACUCACCUUUGGUCCUGAUUUGGGUGUGACGGUUGGAGACAGCUCCAUGCAACGCUACACAGAUGGUGGAAUCCGUCCAGAAAUGGGAAGUGGAGUAUCACACAGUCUUGUGCUCUCCGGAGCGCUUCCGGAAGAUCAGGGGAUGUAUGUGUGUAUGGCCGGACUGUGGACAAGGCAGCAGGGGGUCUGGGACAGGAUUCAGGAGAAAUCGGUGGAGAUGGGGGAAGUUGCCGUCACCCCUACAGCAAACUCGCUCACUGUUCAAGUCCAGGACAGCACCACGUUGUCUUCAGGAGGUACUCUACUCCUCACCUGUUCGAUUACCACUGACGACGUGCCCACAGUUGACCUGGAAGUUACGUGGUUGUUGAAUUCCACCCAUGUGUUGGCGCACUUGGGUCGUGGCGGUGUGCUGGCCAACACGUCUGAUGUUGUGGAAAUGAGACGUUUGGGGAAAUGGGAUUUCCAGAUAAAGAUACACAGCACAGACAUGUCUGACGUGGGACUCUAUUCGUGUAAAGUGAGGUGGAUACAGCACAACGGUGGGCGAUGGUACAAGGCUGCAGAGAAGAUAUCUGCCCCCGUCCGAGUUCACGUCACUAAGCAAAAUCCAGUUUACACUGUUGUUCUCGACGCACCUGUGACGGCAAGGUUCUCAGGUGAACCCACGGAGUUGGAAUGUAAAGUUACGAAUGUCUCCAACCUUCACAGUGCACGACUUGGUGUGUCAUGGUUUUACAAAGGAGCCCUGAAUGGUGACAUCACGGCAACUGCUCAAACUAUUGCGUCAUUGGAUGACAACGGAACCCUCGUUCCAGGCAAGUCGUACAGGGGCCACCUAGAGGCGGGACUUAUUACUGUGACCCGAACGGAACCUUACACUUUCAAGCUCCGCCUGCUGCACACAACAGACAUGGACGCUGGAGAAUACUCUUGUGGGGUCACAGCAUGGAUUCCGUCUCGUCAUGGGAAUUUGAAAAAGGUUGCGGAAUUCCUUACUCCUGCACUCAAAGUCAGCUUUGCUAAAAAGCGUCCUGUCAUUGGUGUAGUGGCCCGAUGUCUUCGAGAAGCGACGGCUGCCGGAUCUACAUUUGAGAUGAGCUGCCAGGCCAACACUCAAAACCUCCCGCAAGGAUUCGGCUUUUCCAUUCUCAUCUUAUCCGAGGAGGCCGUAGGGUCACCCAGCCGCAAACUUGCCUCUCUGGGUCCUGACAUGGUUUUUCGAUUGGAGGACUGGGGUGAACCGGGUCGACGGGACAGCCUGAUGCUGGUGAAGAGUGGGAAGAAGGAGUUCCAGUUUCGUAUUCAAGGAGUGCAGGUGACCGAUCGGGGGUUUUACUCGUGUGAGAUGAGAGCCUGGACGAAGCAACCUGGUGAAGACUGGGUGGAGAUGGCCAAAGGAGUGUCCAAUAAGGUUCAGAUCGCUUUUGAGCACAGAGGUCCUACAUUUGAUGUGUCCAUCGAUUCAGACACAACGAGUGUUUACCCCUGGGAAACUGCCAAGAUGGAGUGUGAUGUGGGCGUCACCGGCACGCCCCCAGCUCCAGAUGAAGUAGCAUAUGAGAUGAAGUGGUUUCUGAGUCGACUGAGGGGUUCGAACAGUCCCUCACUGCUAGCCAGUAUGGAUCGCUGGGGCGUCGUGCACAAAAUGCCACGCAAUGACAGCAGCGACUGUAGCCUGGAGCGUAUGGGACCCCAAACAUUCACACUAAACAUCCACAGCACCCAGGACAGCAAUGCCGGCGAGUAUCAUUGCACCGCCACACCGUGGAUACGAUCAACCACAACUGGGGCCUGGAGCAAAGCGCCAGAUGUGACCUCAAAGAGAGUCUUCCUGAAUGUGAAGUUUGCAUUGUGGGACUCAAUGAAGCUGCCUUUCCUGUACGGGAUCUGUGCUUCAGUGACUGUGGGCGUCGUUUCCCUCAUCCUGGGUCUGACCUGUUCUCACUGCUGCUGUAAAAACACCACACCUACUCCACGCUCUCGCACCAAACUCAUGGAGCUGGAGAUGGAUUGACAAACACAGUAUCCAAAUAGCUGUCCUCUUCCCAAAUGGACACCAUGGUGACAACUGAACACACUAACGAAGCUUCAGAGGUUAAGUUCCGUAACAUCUUUAAUGUGCGACUGUAAGGGGCGACUGUAGGAAAUGGGAGCUACACUCUCAGAGGAAAUAACUACUAUAAAAGCGUCAACUGCCGGGGCGAAAUUACAGACGUAUUGCACUAAAUGUGUUGUUCUAUCAGCAGGAACACAUAAUUUUUUGGAUUUAAAGACGUUUCCUCAAUGUGACUACCAUUUUAAAUGAAAAGAAGAAGUGUUUGACGAGUACCAAGAUCCAAGCAUGUUUGUCAAAUUGAAGGAUUAUUUUACACGACAUCAAUGCUCCAUAGAGCCUAUCUGCUUUCACGUCAGGGUUACACUAGUUUAUUCUUUUUAGACCGUUCGAAGUCAUUUAUAAACUUCAAAGACGCUACUUUAUACCGUGAUUCUUCUAAAUAUGGUGCUACUCUCCUUUUGUAAGACAUUUGGAAGAACUGUGAGUGUUGUGAGCUGAUGUUUUUAUCUGUGAUUUUGUGACACAAUGUUAAUGCGUUGAUCUGUAUGCACUGUUCAAUCUCUGUCUAACUGAUCGGUCGAAAUUGGCCGCGUUAUUGAAGGAAAGUUUGAGCGAAAGAGCAAUUGGUUAAUUGCUAUGGUUAUGGUAUUAAAAUGUUGACUUGUAGGCCAGAAAACAUAGUCCAACAUUUGUGACUGCUUUGCAAAGAAUAACACAUUGCAAGCACCCCGUUGAACACACUUAAUACGUGUUAUAGCGUUACUUUACAGUACACAAGGGGGCGAUAGAGUUUCCUUCCAAUGCGAUUAAACUAGAUGUGUUGCUAUUCAGGUUGCUAGCUAUAAACAUGCCAACUGUUUAUAUGUCGACUAACUUUAAGUUGUGGACAUACAUUGCUCUAAAAUAUUUAAUCGGCUAGAUACAUAUAUAUAUAUAUAGAGCAAAAUAGUGCCCGCCCAAGUAUUUUUCCAAUUAAUUUGUUCCAUAGGUAUUUCAUAAAAGACAAGUAAGCCAUGAACUAAACAAACAAAGGUGAAUUACAACAUUCAAACUUCGAUUUGAAACAAAAAAGCAUUUAAAAAUCAGACAAAAUGACAAAGGUACAAGACUGUGUACUUAAUGUUUUUAAUGAAGAAAGAACUACAAUCCCAUGAAGCAUUGCGAAUAACGUAAUCAAUUUUAAAAACCUCUUUUUGAUAUCCUAAGUGAAAGGAUGUUUUUCCUGUGGUGAGUUUGACAAACUGGAUGCCAUUACAGACACUGAUUAAAUGCUACACUUCAAGUAACACGUCAUUAAGGGUUCUUUUGUCUAUUCUGCCAUAUGUGCAGAAAUUCUUUAAAAAUAAUUUUAAGAAUUGGAUGUUUUUACAGAUAUUCAUGUGAUGUUUUCAGCAGGGUCACCAGUGACUAACAUGUUUCAUCAUAAAUCUGCCUUAAAUAUAAUUUUGGUAGUUUUAAGAAAUGUUAUGCAUAACUCUACACUUUGUGGAUGUAAAAUAUACCUUUAAGGAUAUCAGAAGCAGCAUUCUUGUUAUUUGAAAUGUAAAAAGAAUCUGAUGUAACAUAGUUGAU